Molecule: messenger RNA, 342 nt
Organism: Phaeodactylum tricornutum CCAP 1055/1
Lineage: Eukaryota; Bacillariophyta; Bacillariophyceae; Surirellales; Neidiaceae
Exons: 2
Coding region: 1-342 (113 amino acids)
Source: RefSeq, a predicted model, not a curated record
AUGCAAGCAUGGCGAAAUUCGCAACCCACGGACGAUCUUUUGGAAAUUCCCGGCAUUGGUCCGGCCGCAGUCAAGAAGCUGGGAGAAGCCAUGAUCGACGCGGAACGUAUCACCAACACGUACAUGCUCUUUGGCAAGUACCUGAGUCUGAAGGGACCCGAUUUGGAUGGACACAAAGUCGAUAUUGUUGAGCAUAACGAGCGCUUUUGGCAUUAUCUCAAAAUAAGGGGUAUUUCGGCCCAUCGGUCCGCGAUUGUCAAGGCGGUGGCCGAAAAAGCGGCCACUCUUUUCCCAAGUUUGUACGACGCCAACAUUUACGAAGAUGACAGUGACGACGAGUAG